This is a messenger RNA of Drosophila eugracilis, 1664 nucleotides long. It is a transcript of the gene Cht2, whose product is annotated as probable chitinase 2. The transcript is spliced from 5 exons. Gene Ontology annotation, cellular component: extracellular region. Gene Ontology annotation, biological process: chitin catabolic process; carbohydrate metabolic process. Gene Ontology annotation, molecular function: chitin binding; chitinase activity. Bases 119 to 1573 code for a protein of 484 amino acids. The record is from RefSeq and is a predicted model, not a curated record. NCBI's taxonomy places the organism in Eukaryota, Metazoa, Arthropoda, Insecta, Diptera, Drosophilidae.
CAGAAGAAAGAGAGGCGAGUUCAGUUAUAAGCGAGCUGGCUUCGAAGGCGGUGCAAAGUUUGGAGUGGUCGUUAAAGCGGAUAACCAACAACAUCAGUUCGGGAAAACCAAGCCACAGAUGACGUUGAAGGGCAGAGUUUGGGGGGAAGCACCGCAGCUGUGGCUGCUCCUCCUCCUAGGAACUAUUUCAUGCAGCUUAUGGGCUUCAGUGACCGCCAGGACAGGUCCUUUGCACGAUAAGGUGGUUGUUUGCUACAUUUCCACCUGGGCUGUUUACCGACCGGAGCAGGGUGCCUAUGCCAUCGAUAACUUCGAUCCCAACCUGUGCACCCAUGUGGUUUAUGCCUUCGCGGGUCUGGACAUCACCCAGGCAGCCAUUAAGUCGUUGGAUCCCUGGCAGGAUCUCAAGGAGGAAUACGGCAAGGGUGGCUAUGAGAAGCUGACCGGCCUGAAGCGCAGUCAUCCGCAUCUAAAGGUCAGCCUGGCCAUCGGCGGUUGGAACGAGGGAUCGGCCAACUACUCCACGCUGGUGGCCAACGAUCUGCUGCGCGGACGAUUCGUCAAGCAGGUGUCCAGUUUCAUACGCAAGUACAAUUUUGAUGGCCUCGAUCUGGACUGGGAGUAUCCCACGCAGCGGAAGGGAAAGCCAGCCGAUCGCGAGAACUUCGUCCUGCUGACCAAAGAGCUGCGGGAGGAAUUUGAUGAGCACGGAUUACUGCUGACAUCCGCCAUCGGAGCGGCUAAGAAAGUCAUUGACGAAGCCUACGACGUGCGUCAGAUUUCGCGCUACCUGGACUACCUACACAUCAUGUGCUACGACUACCACGGCAGCUGGGACCAAAGAGUGGGCUAUAACGCACCGCUCGCGGCGCCCGCUGAUGAUCCCCUCAGUGUGAAAUUCUCCAUAGAAUACCUACUAAAGUUGGGAGCACCGCCCGAAAAGCUGGUAAUGGGGCUGCCCUUCUACGGACGCACCUUUAAGACUGUGGCCGAGGGCAACCUAAACGACGUCAGCGAUGGAGUUGGCUUCAAGGGUCCGUAUACGCGGGAGGAUGGGUUCCUGGGCUACAAUGAGAUCUGUCGAACGCUGAGCAAUCAAACAUCCGGAUGGACGCAGAAGUGGGAUCCUAAAACCAGUCAGGUGCUGGCCAAGUCCGAUAGGAACAUCUUCACCCAGGAAAUCAAUGUGGUGACCUAUGAUAGCUCUCGUUCCAUUGCUAACAAGGUGCUGUUCGCCAUGUCCAAGCGGUUGGCGGGAGUGAUGGUGUGGUCCGUGGAUACGGACGAUUUCCUGGGAAUCUGCAAUUUAGACGACGAUACCUACGAGGAUUUCAAGAAAGUAACUACAGCGCCGAAGAGAUCCAGCCAGAACUAUCCCCUUCUGCGCACUAUCAAUGAGGCCACCAUGCUGGCCGUGGAAGAGCUGGCUGUUCCAGAGCCGCAGCCCGAUGACUCCGAGAACGAGAUCCCGCACGGCAGUAUUGCGGACAGGAAGAACGCCGGUGCUUCUGUAGUCAGUUUGGGUCUAGGGGUCACCGCUGUCUUCAUGCUCCUGCAUCGGGUGGCUCAGUGAGAGUUUGGGGUGAACCAAUGGUCAUAAUCUAAGAAACACAUCACACUGUUUACGUAGUCAUUAAAGUCCAAAUUGUAAUUUUUAAGAUAAA